UGCAAGCGCUGCCGGGAGCUGGUGGACAAGUUCAACCAGGGAAUGGUGGACACGGCCAAGAAGAACUUCGGCGGCGGGAACACGGCCUGGGAGGAGAAGUCGCUGUCCAAGUAUGAGUCCAGCGAGGUCCGCCUGAUGGAGAUCGUGGAGAGCCUGUGUGAGAGCAGCGACUUCGAGUGCAACCGCCUGGUGGAGGAGCACGAGGAGCAGCUGGAGGCCUGGUGGCUGCGGCGGAAGAAGGAGCACCCUGACUUAUUUGAGUGGUUUUGUGUGAAAACGCUGAAAGUUUGCUGUCCUCCGGGAACCUAUGGCCCGGACUGCCUUGCGUGCCAGGGCGGGUCCGAGAGUGAUGAACCCCGUCAGCUGCGUGCGUCCAUGUGUGUGUGUGUGAGUGAUGAACCCCGUCAGCUGCGUGCGUCCGCCCAGGGCACUGGCUUACGCAGGGCCUUGCUUUCAGAUGUGGACGAGUGCUCGCUGCCAGAGAAGCCGUGUCUGAGGACGCACGAGAACUGCUACAACACGCCUGGCAGCUACGUGUGCGUGUGCCCCGAUGGCUUCGAGGAGACGGAAGACGCUUGUGUGCAGGCGCCCCAGCCAGCGGGGGCGGAAGUCACAGAGGAAAGCCCAACACAGCCGCCCUCCCGCGAAGACCUGUGAGCAACGUCCAGCCAGAAGCCAGACCCCCUUUAAGUUAUUUAGGCCGACGCCCUGGACGCACACCCUGAGCCUCACCCGAGACCCCAGGCCCCGGAGAAGCUGCCUUCAAAACGGUUGAUGCUCAUUGGCCCUUUAAAAAGCUGCAUUUUUGGUUCUUCUUAAACAGAUUUGUCUAUUUUGAUACCGUUCUUUGUAAUAAAAUGAACCACUGAAGGUCGGCCU
Myotis davidii is the source of this 879-nucleotide messenger RNA. RefSeq names its product cysteine rich with EGF like domains 2 (gene CRELD2). The annotation marks the transcript as partial. The transcript is spliced from 7 exons. Gene Ontology annotation, molecular function: calcium ion binding. Lineage: Eukaryota; Metazoa; Chordata; Mammalia; Chiroptera; Vespertilionidae. The record is from RefSeq and is a predicted model, not a curated record.